Messenger RNA from Charadrius vociferus (killdeer), 1047 nucleotides. RefSeq lists its product as uncharacterized. The record is from RefSeq and is a predicted model, not a curated record. The annotation marks the transcript as partial. The transcript has a single exon. NCBI's taxonomy places the organism in Eukaryota, Metazoa, Chordata, Aves, Charadriiformes, Charadriidae.
AGGACAAUUUCUAGCUUAGAAGAGGAAAACCGCUCAUUAAGAGCCGCUCUUGAGGUGGAUCGUAUAAUAAACACCACCGGUUCACUGAAUGAGUUACAGCCCGAACUCGAGGAAAAGUGUAUCCAACAAAUAAACCCUGAAUAUCCACAACAGGAAUUAGAAGAAGUGAAGAAACUUUAUGGAGAAAGCCCUCGAGUGAGUCCCUUAAUUAAAACAGAAUAUGCUUACAAAAGUUUUGAUGAUCUGGACCCCCACAUUGUCACAAAAGAGACACCAUAUUCUGCCACUGAGCUGGCUGAAUUAAAGAAAAAUUAUGGGCGCCUUCCUAGAGAAUCUGAAACUGAGUAUGUGUGGCGCGUACCUCUAACUGGGGGUGACCAAAUUCAAUUAAAUGAAAAAGAGGCUAGUGAUUAUUGGGGUCACGGAAUUUUCUUAACAACAGGUGAUAAUCGUACCCCAUGGUCCUUGACUCAGUGUGCUGCUUAUUGGGCUGGAGGGUUGAACCCUUUGGAUAGAGGGGAUCCCCUGGCAAUCACUGGCACAGCUGAUCAAUUGCUAGAAAGUGUACACAAAGCUGCCUGCUUGCAAAUGAUACAUGAGAGGAAAUUAAUUCCCAGAUGUGAAUCUCCAAUGAUGCUGCUGGUGAAUCCUGAAAUUAUGACCUCCUUGAUAAGGGGACUCCCCGAGUCAUUUAAACCUACAGGGAUUAGUCUUCAAAGAAUCAUUGCAUCAAUGAGCUCCGUAGAAAGGCUGGAAGGUUUCAUGAAUAGUCACAGAAGUGAAGCUGGUAAUACCGUGGAUAAACCAAAGGUGUGGACCUGGGGAGAAGUAGCACAAGAAUUGAUAGAUUACAGCAGAAAAUAUUGCCUUGUGAAAACUCCAGAGGAAAAGUCAAGGGGAAUCCAACAAGUAGGAGUUAAGAAUCUGCCCUCUUGGCAGCGCUUGCUGGAAUGGUCGCAUGUGAAGCAUAAACAUACGGGAGCUAAAGAUCUGUAUCGGGAAGUUUUUGCCUGUGGCUGGGGGGGUUCUGCAUUUAAGGGAGGGUAA